Messenger RNA from Dibothriocephalus latus, 330 nucleotides. NCBI's taxonomy places the organism in Eukaryota, Metazoa, Platyhelminthes, Cestoda, Diphyllobothriidea, Diphyllobothriidae. The record is from the annotation of a GenBank genome assembly.
CUGGCGAGAGCGCAUGGUCUAGAACGGACCACAGAACAAGCACCCCGCUUUGGUAAUGAAGCCAGAACUGACAAAUGGGCAUUCUCCAAGCGUGAGAUACCCUGGCCCCGAUUGGCACCAUACUGUUUUGAUGGCGUCUACUUCCUGGGUUAUGAACUGGUCGAGAAGUUGGCCAUCGCUUUGCAUUUAACUUGCCCUAUCCCUGUUGAUGACGUCUGGUUGGUCCCGGUGAUGACAAAGUUGGGUGUGCGCUUCCAGUACCGACGUGGCAUUCGUUUAGUCGGAGCAGCCAUUGCCACUACGAAGCGAGACAUUAUAAUGCCGAUGUAG